Penicillium cosmopolitanum is the source of this 2595-nucleotide messenger RNA. Its product is annotated as ankyrin repeat domain-containing protein. Gene Ontology annotation, cellular component: nucleus; cytoplasm. The record is from RefSeq and is a predicted model, not a curated record. Gene Ontology annotation, molecular function: protein binding. Bases 1 to 2595 code for a protein of 864 amino acids. The transcript has a single exon. Lineage: Eukaryota; Fungi; Ascomycota; Eurotiomycetes; Eurotiales; Aspergillaceae.
AUGCUCAAGGAAUGUGAGUUCAUACCCCCUUCAAACAAGGAAAAAGAAAAGUCUUCUAAUAGAACAGCUAUAAGGUUCCGAUGGGCCAGCUUGCAGAUAGAAUAUCUAUGCAACCAACAACGCAUCAAACUCGCCGAGGAUGUCGAAGCCGAACUAGGCCGUCUGCCGUCAACGCUGCAGGAAUCAUACGCAAACAUACACGGUACAAUCCGUACACAAGCAAAACACAGCCGAAGCCUGGCCAAGCGGACACUGGCAUGGCUUGUUUGCUGCCAAAGACCCUUGCCGUCUAGUGAUCUAAUCUAUGCCGUCUCGCUGGGUAUGCGACGGAAAGUUGGGUCCCACGAGCUUCUCGAUGUCUGCCGCAACCUAGUCAUUCUAGAUCAGGAGCAGGAUGUCUUCCGGCUCGCUCACACGUCUGUACGCGAGUAUCUUGAAAGCACCCCGGAUUGUUGUCUCUCAAAAUCCCACUCUGUGGUUGCAGGGUGUUGUCUCGAUCUUCUCUGCCGAGGCGUCGUCUGGCCUUCGUCACCAGAUGGACAAAGUGCCCUGCAUCAGUAUGCGGUAUUGUUUUGGCCCGGCCAUGUGAGUUUGGGCGAGACUGGACAGGACGGCUUGGAUAAGCUUCUCUCCGCCAAGUUGAGCAGCUUCAUUUCGCACCGCGAGGAAUCAUCGCCUUACCUGCAGUGGCUUGAGGCAUGUGAAUACUGUUGGUUGACGGCACCUUGGCCUCUUCAAACGAAGCUACGCAGUGUUAUCAAUAGCAAAAGCACCCUGGUUUUCCUCGGCAGUGUAUUUGGUAUAAUGGCCAUCCUCGAGUAUCUUAUGGCAUGCAAGACAAAUUUCUUUCAUGAAACAAACCAAGUUGGAGAUUCUCCAUUGCAGGCAGCGGCACUGAAUAACCAUUUCGGAGUGGUCCAGAAGCUCCUUGAUUGGUAUCCGAUGUAUUUAGCCACAAACUGCGAUUUAAACAGCGCAGCGCAGAACAAGGGAGCAAAGGCGACAGAGAUUCUGACACGUCUCCUGCAAAGCGCAGAGCCAGAAGCCGUGACGAAUGCAACGCUAAAAUGCGCUGCACUGAAUCUGACGAAUGGGGAGAAGCUCCUAGAGAUACUGCUCGAAUGGAGAUCUUCUCAGCAUUUUCCUCAAGGCGAGAUGCUUGAUGGGAGAUUGUCGAUCCAACCGAUUGACAAAGACACCUUUCGCGCAGCGGCAAGCAACGGGGAACAAGGCUACGCAAUCAUCAAGGCACUGUGGCGGUCGAAUGGGCAUAGAACCGUCACGACGGGUAUGAUCAUUGCUGCUGCAAUGACGGAGGGUCAUGACCGAGCCCUCUUAAAGCAUCUUUGGGUGGAGGCAAACGGCAGUCAGCUGGUCACUGGCCAGCGGAUCGUUGAAGCGGCCGUCUCCAAUCCACGCGGAGGGCGAAAGACACUGCAGGUGAUAUGGGACACGAUUGGUAAUAUCGUCGUCAGUAAACGGGCUAUUAUCAGUGCAACCUCUAAUGCCACCGACGGAUUGGAAACAAUCCGCUUCAUAUGGGACAAGACGGGUGGGUACCCUCUUGACGAGGACGUCCUCAACGCCACUGUGCGGAACUUCGUCCACGGAGAGAAGAUUCUCCAGUUUUAUAUUUCCAAAGACAGUUACCUUCAUUUUUCAGACCAAUUAUGUCGUGAUGCGGCAAGUAAUGGAAGCAAGGCAAUCAUGGAGACCAUCCUGGGUCACAAACAAGCCAUAUCCGUGGACUCUGAUAUAUUCCUGGCAGCAGCUGCCAACCGUCACUAUGGCAGCGAGAUGAUUGAAUUUCUUUGGCACCGCUCCGGUGGGUUUACCGUGAAUGAAGAAUUACUCCUCAACGCCGUCAGAAACAGAGAAAACGGCAAAGAGGUUGUCGAGAUGCUACGCAACUUGAACAGUGGCCCGCUACCAAGCUCAAUCAUCACGUCCCAGGUCUUCCGGGCAGCGGCAGCCAACGAAUUCAGCAGCUACGCGCUAGUAUCUCGGCUCCUCGAGGACGCCGGAAAAUACGACACAGCAACCAUUUGCCCUUCUGUAAUCGAAGCGGCCGCCACCGCCGGACAGGAACGAACCCUUGCCCUUUUCCAGCAGCGAUUCCCGGAUGCAGUAAUGGAAAAUAUGAACCUUAUUGUGAGAUUCUGCAACGCUGCGAAGGCAGGAAGUGAGUUCGAAACCCAGCAACUUCUGGCAGCUGGUGUGAACCCGGAUUUGCCAAACAUACACGGAGCGACGCCGCUCUGGCAGGCCGCUGCACGGGGCCAUGUUGCGAUCGUCCGGGCUCUUCUGGACACUGGUCGGGUAGAUGUACACUCGCAAACGGAAACGGGGCGCACCUCACUCUUCAUCGCGUCACAGCAUGGCUGGUCGGCUGUCGUGGCACUUCUACUAGAAGCUGGGGCCAACCCGUGUACACGGGAUCGGUACGGCGAGACGGCCAUCCUAGUGGCGAGAGAGACUAACCAGGAGACAGUUCUAGCAUUGCUCGAGGAUGCAGUAAGAUUGAGGACAGAGGAGAAGGUGGUUUUACCGCAGGUCACCGAGGUGGAAGAAGCAAACCAAGGUGGAUGUCAAUGA